Lactuca saligna is the source of this 672-nucleotide messenger RNA. Lineage: Eukaryota; Viridiplantae; Streptophyta; Magnoliopsida; Asterales; Asteraceae. The record is from the annotation of a GenBank genome assembly.
AUGUUUUCCGCCUUCGGUUUUCGGGGUGUGACAACUUCCAAUAACGAUUUUACGGACGAGGAUGAUGAGGAUGAUGGGUUGGUGGUGGUGGAUAGAGAUCGGCGUAGCUAUGGGUCUAAUACUUCGAGUUCUAAUGGCUUAAUCGAACUUGGUUCGCACCAAGAAUUGAGAGUCACAUAUGUUUCACGUGGUUUCUUUUGCUUAAGAGUGAUUAUUGCUGCUAUUUUUGCAGUCGUGGAAACUAUGGUUAAUGAAGGAUCUUAUUUUGAUGAGGCUCAAUUUGAUUCAAAGAUGAAAGAGCUAUUUCCAUCCACGUCACUUGAGUGGUCAAUACCUGAUAUGUACAAAGAUUGUUUCACAACUAUCACUGAUGCACAAACUAUCAAUGCAAUUAUUGUAUACUUUGGAUAUGCAAGAGCUGAUCGAAAGACUCAAGGACGUGAAUCCAUUGCAACUAAGCUUGUUGCAAAUCUGAUAACAGAAGCAGGAGCAGACCGAGUUCUUGCUUGUGAUCUUCACUCUGGGCAAUCAAUGUGGAAUCUGGAAACAGUUAUAACCUAUGGAAGUCUUCAUUAUUGGAUAUGGGGUCCUAAACUUCAUGUGGCUCAAAUUUUUCCUCAUAUGGCGUUACUUCCGAUUUUGGGCUCUGGUAAGUGGGAUUCAAGCCCCUGA